UAAAGCCUGGGAGGACUGUCAUUUUUCAAGGAAUAACUUGGACUCCAAUCAAACAUGGCCAGAGACGUCAGUCCUCUGAGUCUCCAGCCUUUGUCUGUGAGGAACCAACAAUGGGUUGGAGCCUCUUUGGGUUUUGUUCUGCCUUUCUUCCCCCUACGUUCUCUAAUUUUCUGCUACUUCCUGUCUUGCGCAGCUGCAGCAGGCAGUUUGCCUGGUAUAGAAUAUAGCUAUGGCAUUAGUCCCAAAUUUGUUUGCACCCCAAUUCCCCCAGACGCAGAUCCCAGCUGCUAUUCCCCACCCAGUGUGCCCCAUGGACCCAGCAGUAACGGCCAUAGUAACGGUCACAAUGGCAGCAACCGGCGAGGCAUGAUGUCUGACGAGGCCAAAGCCACCAUCUUACAUCUGCGAGAAAGCCUUGUGAGGCAGAAGGAGACCAUCCUGGACCAGCGGGAGACCAUCAGGGAGCUGACUGCCAAGCUCACCUUGUGCGAAGGCUUUGGUGGGCACCAUAGUAUUGGUAAUCAUGAUAACCACCAUGACAACCAUCACGAUACUCAUCACGAGAACCAUCAUGAUACCCAUCAUGAAAAUCAUCAUGACAACAACCACGAUGACCACCACGGCCAUCACGGCAGCCACCACGCAUCAUCAUCGCCACACCAUGGCCCUUCAGCAUAUCACAGCAAUGAUCACCACUACUCCCACGGUAACCACAGACCAGACACCCACCACAGGAAGGGAUCGUCAUACAGCAAACACAACUCCUUCUCUCCCGAGCAGACGGGCAAAACCCUGCAGACAUUGAAGGAGAGGCUGGAGAACCUGCAGGCGAGGAACUCUUCCAGCUCCUACUCCAGCUCCCUAAGAGAACUCCUCCAGCGGAAAAUCAACGCCCUGGAGGAGCAGCUGCACAGCUACUACCGAGAUCACCAUGACUACGGCCACCAUAAAGACCAUCACGGUGAUCACCACGACGAUCACCAUGACGACCACCGCAGUAGCAGCAACUACGAUGACCAUCAUGAUGAUCAUCAUGAUGAUAACCAUGGCAACAGCCAUCAUGACACCCGCCAUGAUGACCACCAUGGUACUGGUCACCAUGAUAACCACCAUGACAGCCAUCGCAACAACCACCACAGUAGCCACCGGUACAACCAUCACAGUGGUCACCACAGUCGCCAUCAAAGUCACCACUAUGACCACCAUUAUGACCGGCACCAUGGCCGGCAUCGCGGUCACUAUGACGACCAUCACAGCGACCACCACGAUGACCAUCACAACGACCACCACGAUGAGCAUCACAACGACCACCACGACACUGAUCACCAAGACAUUCACCACGAACUUGGCCACCACGAUGACCACCACGAUGAUCACCAUGAUGACAAGCACCACAGCACCGACCACCAUGAAAGCCACCACGGCAGCGAUCAUCACCCACGGCGACUGCCUUUCAACAGCAAAGAGCCGAGUGCCCGAGGCACCGCGCACAACAAACUGGAAACAGUGCUUAGCCAACUGCACCAUGGCAACAAUGACCACGGAGACCACAAGAAGCUAAAAAGUCCCAGUGCUUUCCUGCUCGACUUCCCCAUGAGGACCAACUACAUGUAUGGCAGGAUGAAGCGGCCGGUGGUCAAAGAGAUCUUUGCCCUGACCAUCUGCCUGUGGCUGAAGGCAGGGGCAGGUCCAGGCCUCGGCACUCCCUUCUCCUACGCAGUACCAGGGCAAGCCAAUGAGCUGGUGCUUGUCGAAUGGGGCAGUAACCCCAUGGAGCUGCUAAUCAACGACAAGGCGGUGACAUUGCCCAUAACUAUGACAGACGGGAAAUGGCAUCACGUGUGUGUGACGUGGUCGACACGUGAUGGCGUCUGGGAGGCCUACCAGGAUGGGGUGAAGAAAGGCUCGGGGCAAAACCUGUCACCCUGGCACUCCAUCAAACCAGGGGGGAUUUUCAUCCUGGGGCAGGAGCAGGACACAAUGGGUGGCCGCUUCGACGUCACUCAGUCCUUCAUGGGGGAGCUGUCAGAUCUUCAGUUCUGGUCCAGAGUCCUGACACCAAACGAGAUCUACAGCCAGGCGACCUGCGCGGGCCACCUCGUCGGUGACAUCAUGUCCUGGUCGGAGGAAUCGGUGGAGCUCCACGGCGGGCUCACCGAGUUCCCCUUUGAACCCUGCCACUAAGGACUGACGCUGGACCCUCACACGCAAAUCUGUAGCAUCAUCUGUGUCAGAAAUGGCAAAUAGGAUUUCGUCGUGGAUCAAAGAUGAGGGAAUAAUUUAUUUCACUGCUUGCAGAACUUUAAUAACUCAAGGUCAGCCAUGGGCAACAGGCAGAGUGAGGAGUCAUUUUGCUGUUUCUAUAUAUAUAUAUAUUUAUAUAUAUAUAUAUAUAUCCUGUAUAUAUAUAUAUUCUUUUUUUGCCAUUCCUGUCCGAUCUUUCUGCCUUCUCAACCCACACCC
Molecule: messenger RNA, 2463 nt
Organism: Seriola aureovittata
Lineage: Eukaryota; Metazoa; Chordata; Actinopteri; Carangiformes; Carangidae
Product: homeobox protein 2-like
Exons: 5
Coding region: 55-2184 (709 amino acids)
Source: RefSeq, a predicted model, not a curated record